GGGGGAGAACAGGUACAAUUGGGGGCUGACUAAAUACUUUUUACCCACUCUAUUAUUACCUUAUACCAGUGACUCCCAACCGCAAUUUUUUUAUUUAUUUUUUUUAAAUGUCCCGCCCCGGCCUGCGCGCUUAUGACUGACUGCGCACUGAGUGGCACAGUGAGCCGAAAAUGGUGCCCUGGGGUGGAACGAGCUGCAUCUGCGCCCAGCUUGCUUAAGGUUUAACAGUGAAGAAUUGUGUGUGGAAGAAAUCGUGAUGAUGGCGCGGACCAGAUAGAGAAGAGAAGGCAACGAUGCAAAUUAGAGAGGACGUCAUUGGUGAGUUGCUGUAUAAAGCAGCACUUUAAACUACAUACCCACUGAUAAAUAUAGUGCAUUACGUUAGGGGUGCCCAGCGGAAAACAUUUUUACCGAGGUGUGCCCCGACCCGUAAAAGGUUGGGAAACACUGACUUAUACUCUACAGAGUCAAAAAGCACCUGCCAUUAAACCAUAUUUUCUAAACUAACUGACUAUAUCCCCUAAAUACUAGCAACACCCCUCCUGCAGGAGGAGUGUUAGGAGUUUCAUACCUUUCCUGUUGCUCACAUUGAGCUCCUGGUAGUAGAAAGUGGGCGUUCCUCAGCAGGCGUGACAUCACUGAAGCCUACAAGAGCUGAGCCUCUCCAUGCCCCGCACACACUUCCUGAGUUUGGUUUCCUUCCAGACUGGGAGGAGACCAAACUGUUUGACUUGCACAGAGAACAGAACAGAGCCACCUAGUGGCUGUUUUUUCAAUCACAUGUUAACCCUUUGGAAUGUAUUGGUCACCAUUAUAGGAGAACACAAUGUCACUAACCUAAUAAACUCCAAACUUUGUGUACUUGUCAGGUCUCCCACAUAUCUUCUCCAAGAACCGAUUGGUGACAGGUGGGAUGUGAUGUGUGGGGCCACAGAGGCUUCACUCAUUACAUAGGGGCCCCAGAGCCUGGAUACUGGGUGACUUGUCAGUGUGAACUGUGCCAUAAUUGGUUAUAAAGGCUGAAUGUCCAUCAAUCCACAUCUACAAAUCCAGGACUGUGGCUGCUCCGCCCAGAAGGGAGCAUCCUCCUAAGAUCAAGGGGCGAUGCUGAGAGAUCUGAUCACAUGUCAUUACAUUAUCAGUGAUGUCAUACAGGGGGCGGGGCUGUGAUCACGUCAUAAUACUAUUAUAUCAGUGAUGUCAUACAGGAGGCGGGGCUGUGUUGGCGCUGAUGCAAUACUUCGAUGUAUUUAGGGUUAUGUACAUAGGUUCUCAUGUGUGCUCUAUUAACUCUUUGUCCCCCUUUCUGUACAGUGGAGACGUCCUGACCUCUGAUGACAGCACAUUGACCUCUUUGUGAUGAUCCAAGUGUUGUCUGAAGACUUGAGAUGUCGCCUACGCUCCGGGGUAGCGAUCACGUCCGUGGCUCAGUGUGUAGAAGAACUUCUCCUUAACAGCGCUGACGCUCAGGCCACGUGCAUCGCCGUCCGUGUGGACUUGGAAACCUUCAAGGUGCAGGUGGUGGACAAUGGGUGUGGCCUGUGCCGCGAGGACAUGGAAUCCAUUGGGAUGCGCUAUUGUACAAGCAAAUGUCACAGCUUAAAGGACUUAGAAAAUUUGAGUUUUCAUGGCCUUCGUGGAGAAGCGAUCGCCAGCAUGGUGGAUGUGUCCAGUGUGGUGGAAAUCUGCUCCAGGCAGAAGGAGACGGGUCAGACAUUCAGCAGAAUCUUCCGGAAUGGAAAACCACUGGGAUCUGUGAAAGCAGAAAGCCCCCGACCGAGCGCCGGCACCACGGUGACGCUGUACAAUCUGUUCUCCACCAUGCCUGUCCGCAGAAAACACCUGGAGCCAGCGCUGGAGCUAGAGCGCAUCCGCCAGCGGGUGGAGGCAGUCUCCUUACUGAAGCCAGAUGUCUCUUUCUCCUUAAGAAAUGAUGCGGUCUAUUCAGUGCUGCUCCACUUACCAAAAACCAAGGACCUAUUGUCUCGAUUCUGCCAGAUCUACGGACUGGGUCGAAGUCAGAGCCUCCGGGAGGUGCGGCACUCCCAUGGGGCCUUCACCAUCCAUGGUCUCCUCAGCUGUGAGGCCCACUACAACAAGGCCAUGCAGUUCUUGUACGUGAACAAGCGACUAGUGCUGAAAACCAAACUCCAUAAACUCAUUGACUUCAUCGUCCGGAGAGAGAGCUCCAUCUGCAGGGGAAGAGGUGUCCGCCACCGCUCCGCUGCCGAUCUCUACAGUGUCUUCGUACUGAACAUUCAGUGUCAGAUGUCGGAGUACGAUGUUUGCUUCCAGCCCGAUAAGACAUUGAUAGAGUUCCAGGACUGGGACCUGGUAAUGCGCUGCAUGGAGCAGGGGCUCCGGAGUUUUCUGAAGAAGGAGAACCUAUUCUCAGAGCUGUCCAAAGAAGAUGUCGCCGAAUUCAGCCAAAAACAUCAUUACAACUUGACCUGCCAUGUGGGGGAAGAGCCGCUUGUUGCUCCCCAGGAUCCUGAGACAUCACUUACCUCUGAUAUAACUUAUCUGAGAUCCAGGUGUGUACACAGGAGCAGGAACACCACAGAAAUGGGGUCCCCACCACCUGUACUGGCUGCCCAGCAUGAGUCUGAGCAGGUCCCUAGUAACAUCCCGGAGAAUCACAUUGGGCCAAGUGACAGCGCUCCUAUGGAUGACACGCAGGACUCGGCAGAGACUCAUAAUAGAAGCCCCCUCCUACCCCCUGACACCUCCACAAUACAAGAGGCAGCAGAGGUCUCCACCACCCUCACUGGACCCCAAAACUCUGCUGACCCUAGAAGUCCUGGAUCUGACCUUAUUAGAGCAGGCACCAGUGAAUGGAUCCCUCCAAACAGUGAAAAGCCGAGAAGUGGCCUGGACCCUGUGCACACGCAGCACGCCAACAUGGGGGGAACCCUGGACAGGUUCAGAAGACACUUUGGAAAGAGUCACCGUGUGGAACCCCAACUCCCCCCAAGCCCAUGGAAGGCCAGAGUGGUCUCUCUAAAGCACUGUGCCAGUACAGAAGCUCCUGCCGUCAUUCGGCAUAGAUCUACAGCGCGAAAACUCUCCAAAAUAAGAAAGUCCCAAGAUCCAGAAUGUACCCCAACAUUAACAACAAAACUGUGCAUGCUAAAAAACAUGGAGGAGGCUGGGCGGGGCAGCAGUUGUAACCUUCACCUGGGUCCCCCCACCACAUCCACUGCCUGGAAAAAGUCCUCCGAGCAACAAGCAACACCUCAGCAAAAUGGCCAAACAUGGCUCAGCAGCUAUAGCGCCCCCACCUGGGACAAGAGGGCUGCCUGCACCCAGGAUCUUUCCAACAUAGCCGUGAAUGUCGUCUGCAGGAGUGGCUUCCAGUACCAGUGCCAUCCUUUUAAGACCCAAGCCCUUCUGCCCUUCUUGCCCCGGCCCCGGGCUGAGAGAGACCCUGCUGAGCUGAGAGAUAAUGGUGGCCUGUCUACAAUGUAUACGGAAUGGAAGAACCCAGUGUAUGUGCGCCAGCCAUCG
Molecule: messenger RNA, 3507 nt
Organism: Hyla sarda
Lineage: Eukaryota; Metazoa; Chordata; Amphibia; Anura; Hylidae
Gene: MLH3
Product: mutL homolog 3
Biological process (GO): mismatch repair
Cellular component (GO): mismatch repair complex
Molecular function (GO): ATP binding; mismatched DNA binding; ATP-dependent DNA damage sensor activity
Source: RefSeq, a predicted model, not a curated record